AAGACAUCCACCCAGUUCGUCUGCUUCUCCUCCUCUGUGACCAGUCAGGACACGCUCACAGCUCAGCUGAAUGUGCACUCUAAGACAGUAGACCCUGUUAUAGAAGGAGGGGCUCAGGUCCAGCAGAUCAUCAACAUCGAGUGUCUGUCAGAUUUCACAGAUGCACCGGUACUCGACAUCUCAUUCAGAUAUGGUGGAACUCUUCAGAACAUCGGAGUGAAACUUCCGGUGAUGCUGAACAAAUUCUUUCAGCCCACUGAGAUGACAUCCCAGGACUUCUUCCAACGCUGGAAACAGCUUGGAGCUCCUCAGCAAGAGGUCCAGAAAAUCUUCAAAGCCCAACACCCCAUGGACACAGAGGUCACCAAGGCCAAGAUCAUAGGUUUUGGUGCAGCUCUGCUGGAGGGUGUGGAUCCCAACCCUACAAACUUUGUUGGAGCUGGAGUCAUUCACACUAAAAGCACUCAGGUGGGCUGCCUUCUCCGACUGGAGCCCAACCCACAGGCAGAGAUGUACCGUCUGACGCUUCGGACCAGCAGGGAGUCGGUGUCUCAGAGACUCUGUGAUCUCCUCUCUGAACAGUUUUAGACUCCACACUCAACAUUUUAUACACCUUUAGUCACCUAGCCUCACUGUCGAUUGAAAUGAUUUUGUACAGUGUAAAUUGUUUUUUUUAUUUGUCUUACUCGACAUGUAAAAGAGCUCUCCUCGUAUGUUACUGCUUUAAACCUGCCUUGUCCUCUGCAGACAGUGGAGGAGGCACUGAACGCUGCUCCUGUUCUCAACAGCUGUGAGCCGUUUCCUCUGCCUCGGUAUUUAUGCAAACCUUUUGAUGAAACCUUCAGGAGGCUUUAAUGAGAUUGAGUCAGUUGAAAUUCUUGAUAUAGGAUUGUAAGCUAAGCAAUGAUCUCUACAGAUGAUCGAGUUGUUCUGAUGCUUUUCUAUCAAACUUUUCUUCUUGUAGUGUUUCACUAAAUCUUGCACAGAACUGGGAACUUCAGCUUUCCUGAACUCUAG
Messenger RNA from Labrus bergylta (ballan wrasse), 1017 nucleotides. NCBI's taxonomy places the organism in Eukaryota, Metazoa, Chordata, Actinopteri, Labriformes, Labridae. The record is from RefSeq and is a predicted model, not a curated record.